Messenger RNA from Ixodes scapularis (black-legged tick), 919 nucleotides. RefSeq lists its product as uncharacterized. NCBI's taxonomy places the organism in Eukaryota, Metazoa, Arthropoda, Arachnida, Ixodida, Ixodidae. The transcript is spliced from 3 exons. The coding region runs from base 249 to 791 and encodes 180 amino acids. The record is from RefSeq and is a predicted model, not a curated record.
UGUACGAGUACUUCGAUUCUAAAAAGAUCUCCGUGCUAGAUCACGCACACGACCGCAACACCACAGUCAAUAAAAUAAUCAGAGAAAAAAACGGGCCAUCCAACUCCAACGACCGCUGGCACGCUGCGAAGAGCCUCAAGAAAGGAUUUCUUGCAAUUUCAUCUGGACCGAAGAGGAACGAGGGCAAGACAUGGCACGUGGAGCUGUCCGACAAGUGCCAAGCGGUCCGUAACCACGCGUACUAUGCUAUGGCCGCUUGUGAGGGGAAUCCAACCAAGCUAAGAGAUAUUUUCAUAAACUGCGUAAACCAUUUUGAAGGUAAACACGAGAAAUGCAGCGAGGAAUCGAUUUGCAAAGAAAAUGGACAUGUCCCGACAACGCUGCUCGUGAAAGACCCGCUAGCGUCGGAACUUCUAACAAAAUUUCUGAAAUCAGCAACCAUCUACAAGAACGCGGAAGAUUACGUAAAGUCGAAGGAUAUAUAUGUAGAGUCAUUCAAUAAUACUAUGCUAAUUUACCUCCAGAAGAGGAUUCAUUACCAGGACAGAAGCUACAAACUGAGGCAGAGCUUGGCACUCCUAGACUGGAAUGAGCAUGUUGGGCGAGGCUACACUUCACGUUACUCUAUUGAGGACUGUCGUCAUCCAGACCUGCAAGGCGGGAAAAGGAAGUACUUCAGGAAGACAUACAGCUUCGUUCAAAAGAUUCGAGAGUUGGUGCUUCGGUCUGCUGCCCUGGGAGAUGCCAGCACGGUGAAUGACGACUCCCUUGUGAAUGACGAGAGUGUAUAACUUAUAGCUCGGGACAUCACUGGACAAGGGACAGAAAAAGCCAUUCCGCGGACUCAAAGAUGUACCUGUAAUUAUUAUGCAAAUAUACAAUUUUCAUGACAAUCUUUUGUCGUUGCCAAAUACAGAUG